AGGCCGGCUCCUGGGCAUUUUCGAACAGAACCAAGACCGCAAGCACAGAACGUACGUGGUGAAAUAUGAGUGGGCUUGUAAAACCAAGAUCCAAAUCUAAACAAAGAAGAAAUGACCAAAAGUGUUCCCAGGGAAUUGAAACUGUGGUUGCCCAGCAGCUCAGUGGUGAGCAACUGAAACAGAAGGAGGCACCACCUGCUAAACAGGAUAUUACACCUGAUCAAGGGAAGGAAGCUGAAGGAGGACCUGUGGCUCAAGAGCCUGAUGGGGAAGUUGAUCUCUGGGAGCUGGCUGAGCCAAAGACUUGGGAUGAAGGGCAAUCACAGGUUUAAAAGAAGACUGAAGCUGAAAAGAAGCUUAAAAGAAGAUGAAACCAUGCAAAGUGU
This is a messenger RNA of Neogale vison (American mink), 386 nucleotides long. Its product is annotated as P antigen family member 3-like. The record is from RefSeq and is a predicted model, not a curated record. The transcript is spliced from 5 exons. NCBI's taxonomy places the organism in Eukaryota, Metazoa, Chordata, Mammalia, Carnivora, Mustelidae. Bases 66 to 332 code for a protein of 88 amino acids.